AUGAGCCUCCCCAAUGUGAAAUUGUAUUAUAGAGCAGCGGUCUUAGCCGGUCUCUUCCCCAUUCAUCAACGCACGUCUCUCCCUCAAUGGGUUUCUUUAGAGCAACACUGGUUGCAAACCCAAGACAUCCAAACAACACUAUGGAUGCUACCCCAUCAGAGGGCGAACACCACGAAAGCACUCCCCGCCACUUUAACAACACUAAAAAUCUGGGAUAACACCCGCAGACUCCUGUGCAGCUGCCACCCAACCCCCCUUUCAACCCCAAUUAAAACUCUGGUGCAAACGAUACCUGACUUUAACUACAGAGUGUGGAACAGAUGUGGGGUAUUUUAUAUUCACUCCCUAUUAGAAAAAGGCGAACUGGCCACAUUCGACCAACUGAAAACCAAAUAUACAUUGCCGAACACAGCAUACUACUCCUAUCUUCAGCUGCACUCCUGGUGGAAAACCCAUGUCCCACGUCCCAUAUCGCCUACCACUACUAUCUUUGAAAAAAGUAUAAUAGCAGAUACGCCAGUGGUAAAGCCCAUUUCAACCAUAUACAAACUACUACAGCCCCAUCAAGGGAUUAAAUCCCUUACCUGUGUACGCUCCUGGGAAAAAGACCUAGACCAAACACUAUCAGAGCAGACCUGGCUGGCCGCAGCGAAUGCGACCAGAGGCCUGACAUUCUGUGCCUCACACUUAGAGACGACCCGUAAACUAUUCUACCGUUGGUACAUGGUCCCAACACGCCUAGCCACCAUGGACCCACAGAAGUCUAGCACCUGUUGGCGUUGCAAACAGGAAACAGGCACUUUUUUACACACCUGGUGGAAUUGUACAAAGCUACAGCCAUACUGGAAAGAGGUUAUCUUAUUAAUACACCAACACACCUCAAUUAUGAUACCAAACUCCCCAACGUCUUUGCUACUAUUUAUGUUGGGAACCGACUACCCGAAACAGAUUAAAUACCUUAUACUCCACAUACUGGUAGCUGCCCAAAGCCUUAUUGCAAAAAACUGGUUAUCGACUACUAACGCAACAAUGCGAGAACUGAUCAGACACAUAUCCCAAAUUGGGAAAUUUGAAUCUAGCAUAUCCCACAUACCACCCAAUAAAAGUUGGAGACACAAGGUAUGGGAAAACUGGGAACUGAAACAUCCGACCUGA
Molecule: messenger RNA, 1155 nt
Organism: Pelobates cultripes (western spadefoot toad)
Lineage: Eukaryota; Metazoa; Chordata; Amphibia; Anura; Pelobatidae
Source: the annotation of a GenBank genome assembly